Messenger RNA from Echinococcus granulosus, 2334 nucleotides. Its product is annotated as Transforming acidic coiled-coil-containing protein 3. The coding region runs from base 1 to 2334 and encodes 777 amino acids. The record is from RefSeq and is a predicted model, not a curated record. The transcript is spliced from 10 exons. NCBI's taxonomy places the organism in Eukaryota, Metazoa, Platyhelminthes, Cestoda, Cyclophyllidea, Taeniidae.
AUGAGUGAUCGUCCGAAGUCCACCCAGCUAACACCUGAGGAGAUUGAUCGGCUCCUGGCUGAUUCUUUGCUAUCUCUACACUGUGCUGACGACCCUGCGGUGUCCAAACCACUGUGGGUUGCACCGGAAAGCACUCUCACUGAGGCUGAUCUAGCUCUGCUUGAUGAGACCGGCAUGUGUGAACAGCCGUCUUCAGUUCCUGGUCAUCCAGGUUUUUCAACACAAAAAAGAAACAGUUUUUCCAAACUUGUUCACGGCUGGACCACCCUCAUGGGUCAUCCCAUCGCCGGUUCGAUCUCGUCGCAGUUAACAACGUCACCUCAGUCAGUUUCCAUUUUUUCGCCCCUUUUAACGCAAAGUUCAAAGCUCCUCACUGGUGUCGUCUCCUCCCUCCUCUCUCCCUGGGCAUUGGCGUCGAGACAGAUUGCCGAGAUAUCUGAACACAGUUUUGACGGCGUGGGACUUGUUCAAGAUAGACCUUGUGAGGAUAGUCUCAUUAAUGCAUUUGAAAAGAUUGGCAUUGCAGACAGCUACUCAGAACAUGAUGACGUGUUUUUCUCACCCAACCACGAUCGUGACGAGACGAAGGGUGCUAGGAAUACAUCGAUAUCGCCUUUGCCCGUCGUUCGUCUGCGCAGCGCGAUGAUGGAGGACACGCAAUGUGGCCCGAACACUGAGUCCUCGGUCUAUUCAGACGCCGUAAGCGUGCCACUCUCUCCAAGGCGCUCGAUGCCACCAUCCCCCCAUCGGUCCUCGACUCAUCUCGAAAACUUGGAUGCCGUUUCCUCAUCCCACUCGAGGCUUCUUUCAGAAGUAGAAGGCUUUCCACCUAGCCAAUUUGGACAUUGCCCACCACAAUUGGUAAACGCCGAUCUAACAUCAUCUUUUUCUCUAAACAAAACCACCGCGGAGGAGGAGGCUUCAAAAAUUAAUAAAAAUUUACUCCCAGGCGUUAAUAGUUCACCUAAGAGGGAGAUCUUUCCUCGAGGUGUGUUCUCUGCAGAGCCAGAAAUAUCGGAAGACACUUUUGCUUGUUCGGCAUCGCGAGAAGCAUUUGGGGAUUUUACUGUGGAUGUGGUUUUGCCAAAAUUGGAAGCGAAUACUUCCACAAAAUCUAGCGCUGUUUAUCCGGAAGGUCCUGGACAACCAGAUACCGAAUUGACUCCUCAAUCUUUCUUUAAACCGCGCGUUUCAUGCUCACCCUUUCCAAUGAUGAUCAGCGUGAUGAGUGACAAUGAGGAGUGGAACACAACUCAGAAGUCCACUGGUCGUUCCUCCAUACCUAUAAAUUCGCGAAGAAAUUCAAAAUCCACCGUCUAUGGACGCAAGGCUAAACCACAGGAUGAACUCGUCUCUCGGGCGGUAGAAAGUUCAAUUAAGGGCUUAUCACAUGAGGGCAGUGAGGUAUCCCACCGAUCAUCGAAACGGUGUGAAAUGGCUACGUUUGAGCAGCUCUCACCUCAAUUGAGCAGUAGCACCCUUUUUUCUACUUCUGAAAAUAGUUCACACUGUUCGAUUUCAAGCCGCCCAUCCUCAGAGCAUUUAUCGGCAGCGUCUGGCAUGUUGCAGCCACCACCGCGUAAGGCCGCAAAUAGCGUUACAUUUACAGAAUCUGAGCAAGACAAAGAGAAUGUAUCACCAGAUGUGUCGGUAAUAGUCACUAGACGCCGCGCCAUUCACCGACUCCCGGUGCUUCCCGUCCCUACGGGACCGGUACCAGCACCGAGGCAUUCGGCCCACAAGGCGAAGACUCAACUUGCUUUUCCGACAGGGAGAGGAGAGAUUGUUGAGGCGAAGGCUCAACUUCGUCGGGAAAUAAAAGCGCUUAAAGCCAAAGAGGAUAUUUUGUGGUUGGUAUUGAUCAAAUAUGGGACGGCAUUUGAGGAGGCUUUGGACCAACGCAGUCAGGUGCACUUUGCGGCGGCCAGUGCAAGGGCCCAGGCUAGUAACGAAGUCUCUGAGACACGUCGUCAGACUGCUACCCUCUACAAUGCCGUUCUAGAAUCACAGCGACGACACGAGCGCAUGCGUGAAACGAUCGAAAAGGCCGAGGCUAGUCAAGAUGAGUGGUUGAAACGCAUUGAAGCUCUCCAAACGAAGCACACUCGUCAGUCGGAGAAAGGGGUGACCUAUCAAAAAUACUGUCUUGGAAAGAUUCAAAGGGCCCUCGAAAAUCAGGAGGUGACAAAGACCGAGAUGGAAAAGGAGCUUAGCAAACUGCGUGUUCAAUCCAAGCAAAUGGAAAUGAAACAAAGGUCCCUCGAGGCUGAACUAAAACAAAAGGCCCAAGAGAAUCAAGAGCUUACCCGCAUUUGUGACAGCUUGUUAACGUGA